AAUCAACAUCGUUGGAUUCAGUUCAUUCAUCACUGAUCAUCACUCAGCUUCUGUGAAUUCUGGCUGUGCAGUAGCUAACGCCAAGACUGACUACUGAUUGCACCAAACUCCAACAGACCUCUCCUGUCGUCAAAAUGGCUGCCAAGGAAGUCCCCAUGGAUGAGGCGAACAAGUCCAGCGCCGAUCAAUCUGGAAAGGCGAACGGCUCCGCCCAUGCUAACGGAACCGCGAACGGCUCGGCCGCAGAAAACCCUGGCGGGGAAUCAGAUGACGACCCUGACGAACAUGUCAUUGAUGCCAGUGCUGUCGCUGGUGAAGGUGGUGCCAAGAAGAAGAAGAACAAAAAGAAGAACAAGAAGAAGAAGAGAAAGGGUCUGACUGUGCAGACCGAUCCUCCCUCCGUCCUCAUGUCCCAACUGUUUCCAAACAACAGCUACCCCAAGGGCGAAGAGGUUGAAUACCAGAACGAGAAUGCAUAUCGCACCACCGACGAAGAGAAGCGCCAUUUGGAUAACAUCAACAGCGACUUCCUCUCCGAUUACCGCCAGGCCGCUGAAACGCAUCGCCAGGUUCGUCAGUGGGCACAGAAGAAUAUCAAGCCAGGCCAAACCCUCACUGAAAUUGCCAACGGCAUCGAGGAUAGUGUACGUCGUCUAGUCGGACACGAUGGCUUAUCCGAAGGCGACGCGAUUGUCGCCGGAAUGGGAUUCCCAACUGGCUUGAACCUCGACGAAAUUGCCGCACAUUUCAGCCCAAAUGCCGGUAACAAAACGGUGCUUCAGCAAAACAACGUCAUGAAGGUUGACAUUGGCGUCCACGUGAAUGGUCGCAUCGUGGACAGCGCCUUCACCAUGGCGUUUGAUCCUACAUAUGACAACCUGCUCGCAGCCGUAAAGGACGCGACAAAUACUGGUGUCCGCGAAGCCGGGAUUGAUGUUCGCCUCGGCGAGUUAGGUGGCCUCAUCCAGGAGGCUAUGGAAAGCUACGAGUGCGAGAUCAACGGAACUACACAUCCGAUCAAGCCGAUUCGCGGCCUAGCCGGGCAUACCAUCUUACCGUACAGCAUCCAUGGCACAAAGAGCGUCCCCCUUAUAAAGACGGACGACAUGACCAAGAUGGAAGAGGGCGAUGUCUUUGCCAUUGAAACAUUUGGCAGCACUGGCACCGGCCGGGUUUGGGACGAGGGUGAAACCUCGCAUUACGCCCUCCGCAAGGAUGCGCCCAAGAUGGACUUGCGUCUGUCUUCGGCCAGAUCCCUGUUGAACACGAUCCAGAAGAAUUUCAGCACCAUUCCGUUCUGUCGACGCUAUUUGGACAGAAUUGGACAGGAGAAGUAUCUGCUUGGUCUCCACAAUCUCGUGAAAUCCGGCAUUGUUGAAGAUUAUCCUCCUUUGGUUGAUAAGAAAGGGUCAUACACGGCCCAAUUUGAACAUACGAUCUUGCUCAGACCUACUGUGAAGGAGGUCAUCAGUCGUGGAGACGACUACUGAGUAGGCUAGGACUUUUUGAGCGGUCAUGGCAUAUCAAGAGCUCGGGGAUCGUGGUUUCCCGUGCUAUACAGAUUGAAACAUAUCUGGCACCCACGAGUCAAUGAAGUAUUCUCUUCGCCUCCUUCCAGAGAAGGAACCUCACUGUCAUUACAUUCUUUCUAAACACACAAGAUUGUUAAGUAUUCUCUACGACUCAUUUCAGCGGAGCAACCACACCGUCAUUACAUAGUUAUCUACUCAGACUCGCUUGCAGAAUGCAGACUCUGAGAAUCUUAUUCGUGUAUUGUCACUA
Messenger RNA from Ilyonectria robusta, 1782 nucleotides. Its product is annotated as peptidase M24, structural domain-containing protein. Gene Ontology annotation, molecular function: metalloaminopeptidase activity. Gene Ontology annotation, biological process: proteolysis. The record is from RefSeq and is a predicted model, not a curated record. NCBI's taxonomy places the organism in Eukaryota, Fungi, Ascomycota, Sordariomycetes, Hypocreales, Nectriaceae. The transcript has 4 exons. Bases 135 to 1490 code for a protein of 451 amino acids.